AGACGAAUCCCCCUUCCGGACAAAGUACAAUUUUGGUCAUUUCAUAUCUUACGUUAUAUGAUGAGAUAAACUUGACCUUGUAGUCAAGUAGUUUCGUAUUUUUGAAAAUUUUAGAUCUAUCUAAUUGCAAUUUAUAACACUUCAGCGGCCGAUGAUGUUAAUUAUUUAUUAAGAUGCCUUAAUACAUGAUACUUUUGACUUAUGUUGUGAACUGAUUACCUCCAUGGUUAAACCAUACAUGCAAUUAAAAUGAAAAGUGUUUAUUUGGUCUUCCUUUUCACACUUGAAGCGACGGCAUCAAAUGUGCAUGUAAUAACCAAUACAACAUUCGGACGCGUGAGAGGGCACAGUGUGUCAACCACAUAUGCAAAUAAAUCGUUGGAAGUUUACACAGGGAUUCCAUAUGCAGCCCCUCCAGUUGGAGACCUAAGGUGGAGCAAUCCUCAGCCUCCAAUAUCAUGGGCACCUGAUAUCCUGGAUACACUUGCCUUUAAGCCUGCAUGCCCCCAGGAUCUAGGUAGCGUGAGAGAUUGGAGCUUUGGACCAACUUGGAACAACACAGAUGAAGACUGUCUCUACCUCAAUAUUUAUUCACCAAAGACCCAUGACCCCGCAGUACGGUACCCAGUGUUCCUUUGGAUUUAUGGUGGGAAUUUCUAUUAUGGAGCAGCGGAAGAAUAUGAUGGGCGUGUGCUGGCGGUGGAGAAAGAUAUCGUUGUUGUCACCAUGGGGUACAGAAUAGGUGUCUUAGGCUAUCUUUCGACUGAUGAUGCCGAGGCAAGAGGAAAUUACGGUCAGCUGGACCAGGUCCAAGCGUUAGAAUGGAUAAGAGAGAACAUAGGGAAUUUUAGAGGGGAUCCUAACCGAGUUACAGUCGGUGGAGAGAGCUCUGGAGGGGUGGCUACGACAUUGCAUUUAUU
Molecule: messenger RNA, 920 nt
Organism: Owenia fusiformis
Lineage: Eukaryota; Metazoa; Annelida; Polychaeta; Sabellida; Oweniidae
Source: the annotation of a GenBank genome assembly